Acanthosepion pharaonis is the source of this 1179-nucleotide messenger RNA. Lineage: Eukaryota; Metazoa; Mollusca; Cephalopoda; Sepiida; Sepiidae. The record is from the annotation of a GenBank genome assembly.
AUGACGGGAACCGCGGCACAACCCAGUUCCGUAUUCAUUCGUACGGUCAUUUCGUCCGUCCAAUUUCUCUCUCUCUCUUUUUCGCGCGCGCGUCCGAGUAAUUCUUUUUCAUUCCGUGUUUUCUUUCUCUUUAAACAAUCGUCCCAAUGUUCCUCUCACUUUUCUUUCUUUUUUUCUUUCUUCCUCUCUGCUCACUCUUUCUUUUCUCCUCUUUCAAACCAUCGUCCUGUUGUAGCUUUCUCUUUUCCUCUCCAGGUUUUUUCUCUUUCUUUCCUUUUUUCUCACCUCAGCCCCAAUGUGUAUUUCUCGAGUCUUCUUUUUUUUUUCUUUAAUAUAUAUUUCAUCGAUCCUGUCUUUUUUUUUCUUUCUAUGUUUCUCCAUUAUUUUUCCUUUCUCUCACUAUCCUUUGAUCUUUCUUUUUCCUCAUUCAUCCUGUCAUUUGCCUAUAUUCUUCUUUUUCUUUUCUCAAUUCUUCAUUGCCCCCCCCUCUCUAAUCUUCCUGACCCUUGGACUUUUUUCUUCAUUUCCUCUCUCUCUCUCUUAUCCUCUGUUUUCUUCUUCUUCCUUCCGUUCUUUCUUUCUUUUCGCCAUUUUCCUUCUAUCUUUCACUAUCUGUCUCUCUCUACACCGUUUUCUUUCAGUUUCUAUUAUUUCUUCUUCUUCUUCUUUUCUCCUAUGGCUCCUUGCUUUUUCGAUUCUUCUUUCCCGGUCAGUAUUUUUCUCUUUUCAUUCCCAGUUUCGAUUUUUUUUCCCUUUAUUUCCACUUUUUUCUUCCUUUUCUGUGAGCAACCCAAUUUUAACUCCCCCCCUCCGUUUUCCGUCCUCGUUUCAAACUGCUCUCUCUCCUUUUCUCUUCUCUCUCAUCCAUUAUUUUAUUCCAGCUCUCUUUUACCGUCUCAUUUACCGUUCUUCGUUAAAAUUCUCUUUUUCUAUCAUUUACUACGUUUCGCUUCUUUCUCUUCUAAAUUCUCAUGCACUCAAUUCCAAUUUUGUCCAAUUUCAAUGUCCGCCCCCGCCACCCGCCACCUCACAGAUGAUUCUGUCUCUUUGCACCCUCUCUCAUUGAACGUGUUCCUUCUUUUUUUUUUUGUUGUUUCUUCAGUUUUCUCGUUGAUGGAUUCCCUUCCUGUCUUCCUCAAAAUUUCCAUCGCUCUGGGCAUCCGACUCGUGUUAAAUUAA